AUGCUUUCGGCUGCCAUGGCAACCGCACAGGACGACGUGCGACAAGUUCCCUUGCGCACACACUCGCUGCAGAAGCCCUAUCUUGACCAGGACUUUCAUUCCAGAUGGUGGGACUAUGGAGGCACAACAGUCGUCGAUACCGCCAACCACAUCCGUCUAACGUAUGAUCGUCAGCACAGCACAGGAAUGCUUUGGUCCAGGCUUCCAAUCACCGCAACCAACUAUGAGAUUGAGUUUGAGUUCAAGAUUCAUGGACGGGGAGCUGGCCUGUUUGGUGACGGCAUGGCCAUGUGGCUCACAACAAGUAGCGGAGAGAUGGGCCCUGUCUUUGGGAACAAGGAUCAAUUUACAGGCCUAGGCAUCUUCAUUGACACGUACAAGAAUGGCCGCUCAGGCGUCACAUUUCCGUACAUCAGUGCUAUGCUCGGAAAUGGGCAGACAGCCUAUGAUGUCCAAAAUGACGGCCAGGGAACUGAGCUUGCCGGCUGCUCCGCUCGUGGAAUUCGCGAUGCGCCAGUACCAACGAAAGGACGACUGACGUAUUACAAGGACAGCUAUCUUAAGUUCGAACUGCAGUACAAGUCAGAAGGGGAGUGGACUGAGUGCUUCACGGUUCCAAAAGUCGAGAUUCCCAACGUCGCUUACCUCGGCUUCACGGCCAUUACUGGAGAAGUGAGCGACUUCCACGACAUCAUCUCUGUCCAGUCCAGGAACGUCUUCUCUUCAAGCAGUGGGCCCAGUGCGCCCAUAGGAUUUGCCAAGUAUAAGAGCUCGUCCCACGCUGGAAAGGGAUCCUGGUUAGGCUUCCUGACGAAAAUAGUGUUGUUCCUGCUAGUGUGCGCAGCUGGAUUGUAUGGCUACCAGCGAUACAGGAAGGCCUCGCGCAAGCAAUAUCGAGGAUUCGAGUAA
Protomyces lactucae-debilis is the source of this 909-nucleotide messenger RNA. Its product is annotated as legume-like lectin family-domain-containing protein. The transcript has a single exon. Gene Ontology annotation, molecular function: D-mannose binding. NCBI's taxonomy places the organism in Eukaryota, Fungi, Ascomycota, Taphrinomycetes, Taphrinales, Protomycetaceae. The coding region runs from base 1 to 909 and encodes 302 amino acids. Gene Ontology annotation, cellular component: COPII-coated ER to Golgi transport vesicle; endoplasmic reticulum membrane; Golgi membrane. Gene Ontology annotation, biological process: endoplasmic reticulum organization; Golgi organization; endoplasmic reticulum to Golgi vesicle-mediated transport. The record is from RefSeq and is a predicted model, not a curated record.